This is a messenger RNA of Cyphomyrmex costatus, 3394 nucleotides long. It is a transcript of the gene side-III, whose product is annotated as sidestep III. The coding region runs from base 375 to 2936 and encodes 853 amino acids. The record is from RefSeq and is a predicted model, not a curated record. NCBI's taxonomy places the organism in Eukaryota, Metazoa, Arthropoda, Insecta, Hymenoptera, Formicidae. The transcript is spliced from 14 exons.
UAGUGUGCAAAAUUUAAUGUAAAUUAACAUUGUAUAACAAUUGUAAGAUCAGAGCAAAACGUUUGACAUUUUAAAAUAAUAACGAAAGGCACGAAAAGCAAUCCUUUACACUGAUUCUCGGCAGUGAUACAGUGCAACGAGUCACGGACUAAAAGACGCAGUGAAGAAAGCGCAUUUUGUCAUCCAGGCACUUCAAUGCGCCUCGACGGUAGGCGUUCGGGCUUGAAGAAUCCACGCUCGAGUCGGUGAGUGAGGUGUCCUGCGUGUUCGUCGUCCUGCACACGCGGCCGGGACAAGAAGCCGGACGGAGCGGGGACGGAUCCUUCGCAGUGUGGAAUGACAAUAAGGGGACGGCGUACCCGCGGGGUGGUAUUAUGCCGGGGACGACGGAUUUGAGCGUGCCGCCCAAGUGCCCGGCGAAGGCGUCGCACCCCCUUCGUGGGAUGGCACUCGGGACGCUGGCCGAGAUAGCGGUGCGACUCGUGAUUAGCAGCUACAUAUUCGCCGUGGUCGUCUACGUGAACGCCAGCGGCAACUGGGAUAAGGACGAUGACCUAGUGUCUACAUCUAAGGUCAGCGCCGUACUUGGGCGUACCGCCACUUUGCCUUGCGACAUUGAGCCGUCCACUCGAGAGGAUCGCGUUUACAUGGUCCUUUGGUUCCGCGAUUAUGCGGUGAAACCCAUUUACAGUUUCGAUGUGCGAGGACGGGCUUUUAACAAGGCCCUGAACUGGUCGGACAGCACCGCCGUAGGGCCCAGGGCCUACUUCAUCACCGUGACGAAGCCCGCCGCGCUCUCCUUGGAGGCGGUCCAGCUGGAUGACGAGGGGAUCUACAGAUGCCGAGUAGACUUCAAGAACUCGCCGACCAAGAACUUCCAAGUGAAUCUCACAGUGAUCGUGCCGCCGCACCAGCUACUCAUUUACGACAGCUCCGGGGUGCAGGUGGAGAGCGUCGCCGGACCGUUUCAGGUCGGUGUGGAGUUCGGUCUGUCCUGCGAAGUGAGAGGAGGAAAACCCACGCCGGUGGUGAGCUGGCUGGUGAACGGUAAGGAGGUGGACGGCAGACUCGAGGAGUUCGGCCAGAACAUCGUCGUCAGCAAAUUGACGGUGCCACAGCUGCGGCGAGAACACCGCAACACCACGUACAAAUGCCAGGCGGCCAACACGCAUCUCAUACCGCCGCUGGAGAAGACGGUGAUCCUCGACGUUUAUCUAAAACCACUCACCGUGAAGAUACUGUCGAAGUUAACGGUCAUGGAGACGGAGAAGGACUACUCCAUCACCUGCGAGACGACAGGCUCGCAUCCCCGCGCUCGCAUCACCUGGAUCGAAGGAAACGAAACGUUCCGGAACAGCAAGGUAAAAGAAAGUAGCAACGCGUCGGCAGUGCUGAGCACUCUGAUGUUCUCACCCAUCCCUGACGAUCACGGCAAGAUCCUCAAGUGCCGCGGCGAGAACCCAGCCCUGGCGGACGCGUACUUGGAGGACUUCUUCAAGUUGAAUGUCGUCUUCCCGCCUAAAGUUCAGCUGCAUCUGGGUAGUACUCUAAACGCGGAGAACAUAAAGGAAGGCGACGAUGUAUACUUCGAAUGCAAAGUCCGCGCCAAUCCGGAGCACCACAAAAUUACUUGGCGCCACAACGGCGGCGUGCUGACGCAAAAUUAUUCGGCCGGUAUCAUCAUGAGCACCCAGAGCCUGGUGCUGCAGGGCAUAGGACGCGACAACGCGGGAAAUUACACGUGUCUGGCCAGCAACGACCGUGGGGAGACGACGAGUCCAAUUGUGAACCUGAGAGUGCAGUUCGCGCCAGUUUGCAAGAUGAAGGAGGUGACGAUUAUCGGGGCUUCCCUGGAGGAGUCCGUGAAGGUGCGCUGCGAGGUUGACGCUGACCCGAACGAGGUGGACUUUGUCUGGGAGUUCAACAAUAGUGGUGAGAACUUCGAAGUUGCGCCGGCCAAGUUUGACGGCAACAACGGCACCAUGAGCGAGCUCGUCUACACCCCCGAAUCCGAGAGGGAUUACGGUGCCCUGACCUGUUGGGGUAGGAACGCGAUAGGGAAGCAGGAGGCGCCCUGCAUCUAUCAAGUCAUUCCGGCAGUGAAACCGAAUCCUCUCAACAAUUGCACCAUCAAAGCAUCGCUCAAUCAAAGUUCGGAGAUUCUGGAGGUUGAAUGCGUGCCGGGAUACGACGGCGGACUCCACCAGGAAUUCCGACUAGAGGCUUACGAGGUACUGACCGGUAAUCUCCGAGUGAACGCGUCCAGCAUAUCGGCCGAUCUGCCAAUCUUUCGAAUUGCCGUGGCCGAUCUUCUACCGGCCACUCACUUCUACCUGGUGACCUACGCCGUGAAUGCCAAAGGCCGCAGCGAAGUGUCGCUGCUGGAGGAUAUAAUGCUGCGCGACUCGGAGAAGCACACAGAUACCGGAGUCAGCAUGCUGCCGUUGAUCUUACUGCUGGUCGGCUGCCUACUGGCCUUCGGCGCGACCAUGAUCUCCGUGAUGCUGAUGAUGUAUCGACGGCGCGGCACCACGUCACCGGUACACAUCGAGCCCUAUAUGAAGCAGCCGAUAAUCACACCGCCGGACUCGAGAAACAAUUCGAUGCUGGACGUGACCCACGGCGACCACACGUACUUCGUCGAGUACACGCUGAAGCAGGUCACCGAUUAUGCGCUCAAUAAUCAACCAGACAUCAUACAGUCGCCGCAAGACCAAGAGAAGAUCAAACGCGAGCCGCAACUGUUUUUGCCAGUGAGACCAGACACAUUGUUCGCGCCGUAUGACAUUCACAAGCAGGGACUGCAGACGAACAGAUGCAGCCUGAACCCGUUCUCCGCAAAGUCCUGGGAGCCCAUCAGCUUCAAAGCCGAUCGCAACCUGAUGAAGGAGAUCAUAAUCGCCAAUUCCAUACCGGGCCCGGAGAGCUGCGUGUAAACUUGAUCGAGAGGAAGUGAAUCGGGAGACGUAAACACACACGCACACAUACUUAAACUCAACGCGAUACAACAAGCGUACACAUUCACACACCCACACAGCAUAUUACAAGGGCGAUCGAUUUUGUAAAGCCCUGAAAACUGUAUCGCGCACCGUCGAUUGAUGCCACGACGGAUGUAUCAAAGACAAAAUCAACGAAUCUCAUGUCUCGCUUGUUAACGCGCGCCAGUGUGACAUAUCACGAUGACGAUAUCGUAGCAGACAUAUCAGCAUAUCGUAGCAUAUCGUGGCGCCCCACGAUCUCUCCUAAGAUCAUCGAGAGUCUUUAGGAUCAUCCCCCCAUCGAUUCAGCACGAGACCGGGGCGAAUGAAUCGCGAAGUCGUCGCGAGACGAUUUAGUCGCAUAAUUUAACCGAACGCUACACGUGGUGUACUAUUCCAAGUUUAAUAUAUUUUGU